UUUUGUGCCAUUGGAUUUAAAUUUCACGAACCCUAAAUCCACGAUUUUUGAGCCAGGCUGAAAAACACAACCUUUGCCCCAGAAACCGAUCGAUCCAAUGGCAUCGAGGGCUCUGCAAAUAGCACCCAGAAACCUAAGCCGAAAACCUAGCUUCAUCCACCGCGUCUUCUCGUCUUCCUCAACCUCCAAUGAUGCCGACAACAACAACUCUAAGCUAGCCUCACCACCAUCCCCUAUUUCCUUUCAAGAACUCGAAGUUUCCCCCGAGGGGAAGCCCUCUUUCGACGCUAUUCGGGAGCGCUUGAAGCAGCUGCUGUCUUCAUCCUCGACUGAGGGCGGCCAGACCAAGGGGAAAACAGAGGUGCCGUCAUUGUCGGCUUCGAAGGAUAGUUUGAGGCUACCAUCCCCUAUUUCCUUUCAAGAACUCGAAGUUUCCCCCGAGGGGAAGCUCUCUUCCGACGCUAUUCGGGAGAGCUUGAAUCAGCGGGAGAGGAGCUUUAAGCAGCAGGAGAUCAAGGAUAGGCUCUCUUUCGACGCUAUUCGGGAGCGCUUUAAGCAGCAGGAGAUCAAGGAUAGGCUCUCUUUCGACGCUCUUCGGAAGCGCUUGAAGCAGCUGCAGUCUUCAUCCUCGACUGAGGGCGGCCAGACCAAGGGGAAAACAGAGGUGCCGUCAUUGUCGGCUUCGAAGGAUAGUUUGAGGCUCAGGCCGGUGGAUUCCGAUGAUGCUUUGCCCAUGUCGGUGUUUGGUAAGGAUAUGAGGGAUAGUUUGGUGCGGUCGAAGAUAUCAGAAGAUGAGAAGGCCAAGAAGUUCUCCAGAAUGAGUCAAAAUGUUGAGAUUAGUAGGGCAAAUUUGACUGACCCCAUCCAAAGAAAACACUUUAUUGAUCUUUGUCUUCAAGAGGCAAACAAAGGCUUUAGAUCAAGUGGAGGUUUAAAGUCUAGUGCUUGGCCUCGAAUUGCUGAAGAGUUGGAGAAGUUACUUGGAAAACGUUUUGCUUCAAAACAACUUAAGAAUGAGUGGGAUUAUAUGAAAAGACAAUAUCUCAUUUGGAGUAAAAUGAUGACUAUGACAGGACAUGGUUACAACUCUGUAACCAAAACUUUUGAUUGGCCAGCUGAAAAAUGGGAAGAAUAUCUACAGAAAUAUCCAGAAGCUAAACAAUUCCGUUUUAAACCAUUAGCAAAUAUGGAAGAAUUAGAGGCAUUGUUUGGAGGAGUGUUAGCUAUUGGGUCUAAAAAUUGGAGCUCUGGAGGAGUGAUAGCUUCUGGGGUUGAGGAAUCAUCAACACAUUCUACAUCUAUGGCUAGCGAAACUUCAAUUAGUUUAGAAGAAGAUGAGAAUUUGCCAAGAAAUACGAAUGAUGAAGUAGAAGGUUCUAAGAAAAAACAGAAGAAAGGAAAGAAAGAGCAAAAUCAAGAAGAAAUGAAUAGAAUAAUAAAUGUGUUGGAGAAUUUUGAAGGACCCUCAGUCAAAGAAUGCAUGAAGAUUUUGAAGAAGCUCUUGACUUAUGAGGAUCCAUUAUACUAUGUAGCAAUUAAUGGAUUUUGCAAGAAGAAAGAGUAUAGAGAGGUGUGGGUGGAGAUGGAAAGUGAUGAAGAGCGAAUGGGAUGGAUUCAAAACUUGCGAAAAUAACGUUUUAAAUAUUUGUUUUAGAUUUAUGGAAUACAUUAGGUAUAUGACUUAUAUGAUGAUUUAAAUUUGGUACAUUUGAUUUGUUUGUUUUGAAUAUUUGAUACAUUUAAACUUUUCCAAUUAUAAGACUUUCUCUCUACAUUUUAUAGAUAUUUGUUACUCA
Molecule: messenger RNA, 1796 nt
Organism: Vitis riparia (riverbank grape)
Lineage: Eukaryota; Viridiplantae; Streptophyta; Magnoliopsida; Vitales; Vitaceae
Product: L10-interacting MYB domain-containing protein-like
Exons: 3
Coding region: 98-1633 (511 amino acids)
Source: RefSeq, a predicted model, not a curated record